Budorcas taxicolor (takin) is the source of this 1524-nucleotide messenger RNA. It is a transcript of the gene CCDC181, whose product is annotated as coiled-coil domain containing 181. The coding region runs from base 1 to 1524 and encodes 507 amino acids. The transcript has 5 exons. The record is from RefSeq and is a predicted model, not a curated record. NCBI's taxonomy places the organism in Eukaryota, Metazoa, Chordata, Mammalia, Artiodactyla, Bovidae. Gene Ontology annotation, molecular function: microtubule binding.
AUGAAUGAAAAUAAAGAUACUGAUUUAAAAGACAGUGGAGAAUAUGAAGAUGACUUUGAAAAGGACCUGGAGUGGUUGAUUAAUGAAAAAGAAAAAAGCAGUGCCAGCAUAAUGGAGAUGGCUUGUGGGAAUGAAGAGAAUAUUAACCAAGACUUAAAAGUGAAUGAAACAGAAAUAGAACACACCAAGCAACUUUCUGAUCCUGAUAAAUCUUUGAAGGAUGAGGUUUCACCAAGAAGAAAUGACUUUAUUUCUGUACCAAGUAUUCAACCUUUGGACCCCAUAUCAGAUUCAGAUAGUGAAAACUCUUUGCAAGAAUCCAAACUAGAAAGCCAUCAAGACCUGGAGGAGGAAGAGGAUGAGGAAGUCAGGAGAUAUAUUAUGGAGAAAAUUAUACAAGCCAACAGACUUCUACAAAAUCAAGAACCAGUGAAUGAUAAAAGGGAACGCAAACUUAAAUUCAAGGACAAAUUAGUUGAUUUAGAAGUUCCUCCUCUGGAAGACAGUGAUACUUACAAAAAUUAUGAAAGUAAUGUGUCUGGAAAACUGUCACAGUUAUGUAUUUCCAAUGAAUUUGGACAAGAAAAUGUGAUCCUGUCACUUACUGAUGGAAAUUGUGAAGAAAACAAGGAUAGGAAAAUCCUAAUGGAGAGAGAUGGAAAGUUUGAACUUGUGAAUUUACAGGACAUUAAGAGUCAGGGGGUUUUGCCCCCCAUUAAUAAUGCUAAUAGUACAGAAGGUGAACCUCAGCAGUUUUUACCCAGAUCUCCCAAUUUGUCUGUCAGUGGAGUCAAGAGAGAAGAGCCAGUAGCCAAAGUAUAUGUUCUUGCUACCUCAUCAACAGAAGAGCCACUGACUUACAUCCCUCAGCCACCACCCAACCCGAAGAUUUACCCAAGCUCUGCUGUCAACUCAGAUCGAAGUAAAGGGAACGGAAAAUCUAACCGUAGGACCCAGUCCGCAGAUGUGUCUCUAGCGACCUCAACAUUCUGUCUCUCCCCUCGACAGAAAGAACUGAAAAAACGACUAGAACAGAAGAGAGAGAAGCUGAAGAAAGAGGAAGAUGAAAAGAAAAUAGAAGAAGAAAAAGAAAAGAAAAAAGAGAAUGACAUGGUAUUUAAAGCAUGGUUGCAAAAGAAGAGAGAGCAGGUCCAAGAAAUGAGGAGAAUCCAGCGAGCAAAGCAGAUUGAAGACAUGAACAGUAGACAGGAAAACAGAGAUCCACAGCAAGCUUUUCGAUUAUGGCUUAAAAAAAAGCAUGAAGAACAACUGAAAGAAAGAAAGACAGAAGAACUGCGAAAGCAAGAGGAGUGCUUAGUCUUCCUUAAAGGAACAGAAGGCCGUGACAGGGCCUUUAAACAAUGGCUAAGAAGAAAACAGAUAGAAAAAAUAGCAGAGCAACAAGCUGUCAAAGAAAGAGCUAGACAGCUCCGACUAGAAGCAAAGCGGUCUAAACAGUUACAGUGCCACCUAUAUAAUAUGUCAGAAGCCAAAUCUUUCCGUUUUACUGAUCAUUACAACUGA